Galleria mellonella (greater wax moth) is the source of this 1083-nucleotide messenger RNA. RefSeq lists its product as uncharacterized. Bases 230 to 979 code for a protein of 249 amino acids. The record is from RefSeq and is a predicted model, not a curated record. The transcript has 3 exons. NCBI's taxonomy places the organism in Eukaryota, Metazoa, Arthropoda, Insecta, Lepidoptera, Pyralidae.
CCCGCAUAACGAGUAAAUUACCAGCAGUGUGGCAUCCGUGAGACAUCGUCAGUUGACUGUGAAUUAUUUGGGAGCUCGCCCACGUGUCUCAUAGAGUUCUCUUCCAUUGUAUCCGCUGGUUAAUCUGCACGGUACCUUCUCUGAAGUAUAGUCGCCUGGUACUGCCGGUUGAGUUUAUCCGAAACGUUUAUCCGAUUAUAUCCGGGUUAUCUCGGUCGGUUAAUCCAUAAUGACUUACAAUCUACUAACGAUUUUGCUUUGUGUGGGUUUUGUACAGUGUUACAAUUAUAAUCAGAAUAGCUACUACUUCGAAAAUCACAAAUAUUGUGAUGACCUGUCACCGUACUAUGGCGAUAUUAAUUUGGAUCAGAUAUCCGGCGUAUGGUACGGUGUUGAAAAAAUUCCGCAUUCGAAAGGGGAAUACAAAAUAGAACAUACAAAAGAAUGUUUCUAUAUUGAUAUCAAGGAACUUUAUAUCCAGCCUACGCCUCCAACUCCGUAUCCGACGUUGACAAAUAUGCCGUACGUUAAUCACCAGUACGGGCUGCAAGAGCAGUACCGCAUCAGACACUUUGUCCUCGAAUGGCACGAGGGACUUUGGCAAGACGACUAUCAUAUCAAGGUUAAUACAUCGCACAAAGGGUUCUGGCCAACAGACGUGCCAACCGGAACUGUCGAUAAAAUGUAUCGCUUCUUCGGCGGUGUCAUCCAAGUAUUAAAAGUGGCGAAUAACCAUCUAGUACUGAAUUUCUGCAUGAGGCUGCCUCAUUCCCAGUUGUACAGUGUGGUACUCUCCAGGAAUGAGAAUCAGCUCACCCCUGAGGACCUGGCCAGCAUCCACAACGUUUUUACCAUGAAACAUUUGUCUACAUCGGCUUUGAAGAGAGUCUGCGAAAACUCAGCCACCAAUAUCAAACAUUCCAGUUUCCUUUUUAUAUUCCUUUUAUUUCUGUAUAGAAGAUCUCUGUUUGAAAGUUAAGGUUGAUAAAAGAUUAAUGUCAUAAUAUUAUUACAUAUAAACUAUUGUGUGCCAAAUAUUUUUGUACGAGUUUCUAUAAUGAUUAGUAAAGUUAGAAAAAAUAA